Messenger RNA from Anoplopoma fimbria (sablefish), 2483 nucleotides. Its product is annotated as SH3 and PX domain-containing protein 2B-like. NCBI's taxonomy places the organism in Eukaryota, Metazoa, Chordata, Actinopteri, Perciformes, Anoplopomatidae. Gene Ontology annotation, biological process: superoxide anion generation. The record is from RefSeq and is a predicted model, not a curated record. The transcript has 14 exons. Gene Ontology annotation, molecular function: phosphatidylinositol binding; protein binding; superoxide-generating NADPH oxidase activator activity. The coding region runs from base 152 to 2434 and encodes 760 amino acids.
ACGUUGCAGUGUCCCUCCUCGGCAGUCGGUCCAUGGACGGCUCACAAAAUUGAGCAAAGUUUUGGGACAUCAGGGUUCUCGUGCAGCUGGCAGACCCCCCCUGUCAGGACCCGUUCUCUGUCCGGCUCUGGGGUCCCCCCUCAUAGAGUUAAUGACGGUGGCUGACGGUGACACGCUCAUCAUGCCCGUCCGAGCAGAGUGCCUCAGUACCGGCGGCCCGGCCUGCCCAUCCUCGGCCUCGCUUGUUCCCCCUGCCCCGAUCAACACCUUCCAGCCGGGGGUGGCCACCUCGCUGCUGUACAGCGGCUCACAGUUUCGGGGUUAUCAGAAAAGCAAAGGCAACUCCUACGACGUGGAGGUUGUUUUGCAGCACGUGACAGUGGAGGACUCGUAUUUGUGUGGAUACCUGAAGAUCAAAGGCCUGACUGAGGAGUAUCCAACUCUCACAACAUUCUUUGCUGGUGAAAUUAUCAGUCGAAAAAGGCCUUUUCUGACCAGGAAGUGGGACGCAGAUGAGGACGUGGACAGAAAGCACUGGGGAAAGUUCCAGCCUUUUUACAAAUAUGCCAAAAGCUUCAACUCGGAUGACUUUGAUUAUGAAUUGCUGGACAACAGUGAUUACGUCUUCAUGAGGUGGAAGGAGCAGUUUCUAGUGCCGGACCACACUAUCAAAGACAUUAGUGGCGCCUCCUUCGCUGGCUUCUAUUACAUCUGUUUCCAGAAGUCCACAGCCAAUAUCGAGGGUUAUUAUUACCAUAGGAGCUCAGAAUGGUACCAGUCUUUAAACCUAAACCAUGUUCGGGAGCACAGUAUGCCUAUUUAUGAGUUUCGCACUUUGUCUCUGUCGUUCAUCAUGGAGGCCCAGCGGUAUCCCAUCAGUGUCGGUCUGAUCGGAGUGAUGCACAAGGAGAAGUGCAAAAUGUUUAUGACCUCCGUGCUUUGGUCGGACCAGAAUGAGAUUGUAGUUUACAGGACUUUUCAGGAUUUCAAGACAAUGCACAAACAAUUGAAGAAAGCAUUCCCACCUGCAAAUAAAAUGAAAAAAUCCGACAGAAUCCUUCCCAAAUUUCAAGACAACAAGGUGAACGCUGCCGGACAGAAAAGAGGUCCGAGCAAGUCCCUGCUGCGCCUCAAGUUCUUGCAAAAAUACUGUAAUGAACUUCUGAGCUGCGACCCGCAGGUCUCUCAGUCUGCAGACCUCAUCCAGUUCUUCCACCCCAAAGACCAGGACCUGCAGCCGGAGUUCGCCAAGAACAGCAUCAUGAUCAUGCCAUCAGUCGAUGACGUCAGCCCCCAUGCAGGACAGGUCCAAGGUGGUAACGUGACCCAGCCAUUCGUCACAGAGACCUACAGAUGCGUGGCCGCUUACGAGACCAAAGACACCAAGAACAAACCUUUCAAAGUGGUGGUGGACGAAAAUGUGGACGUGUUAAUCAAAGACAAAGCAGGGUGGUGGCUUGUGGAGAAUGAAGACAAGCGGAUGGCCUGGUUCCCCGCCCCGUACCUGGAGAAGAUUGAUGAUGAUAUUGAUGAGGAUGAAGAUGACAUAAAUGGGAGCUCUGAUAGAGGAGAACUGUACACUGCAGUCAAGAGCUACAAGGCCACCAAAGACGACGAGAUAACCGUGGCCAUCGGUUCAGUGGUGGAGGUCCUGCAGAAGUCCGACAACGGCUGGUGGCUCAUCAGGUACAACGGUAAAGCAGGUUACAUCCCCACCAUGUACCUGCAGCCCUACAACUACCCUCAUAUCCGCAUGACGGCCCACCAUCAGGGUCACCGCCACUCCUCUCCAAACCAAAUCCCUUCCCUGACCCUGGAUCAGCAGUCCAACCAGCUCAGCCUCUCACAAGGAAACCUGCUUCAACUUCCACCCCUCAGAUCGUCCACACCCAGCCUGCUCCCACCGAACAGAUGGCAGAAAUCAAACUCUCUCGGCAACCUGUUCGAUCAGCCUCCCUCUCAGCCUGCAGCUCGCCCCGCUGCCAACGUUGCCACCUCACCCACGACCGCAAACAUCAGCGCUCCGCCCACAAUCAUGGUGGAGAUGGACGGAGAAGAGGAGCGGCGGGGGAUGAGCCAGAGAGCAGACAGCGAGGGAAGCCUUUCGAGCAACAGCGACCUCAACGAUGAGCUCGAUUCUUCCUGGGCGAGCUCCACGUCCUUCAACCUGAGCCAAAGCUACAACGAGGAGCAGCUGCGUCUCAGCCGGACGCCUCCCCCCAUAACGGGCAACCGCCUGAGCCCGGCCGGCGUCACUGAGAGGAAAAUGAUCCCGAGUACUUCUGAUCCAAACCUCUACAAGGGCCCGGCAGCACCUAAGGUGCCACCCAGACCACGGGCCCAGGAGAUCCUCACCCGUUGCUCCACUGUCACCCGCAAGAACGCAACCAAAGUCAGCCUGUCACCCACACCAACAGAGAUAAUGAGCCACUGAAGUUUAUACUGAUGGGAGUCAUCUUUAUUAUCAGGGAACUGUAUCCAUG